Messenger RNA from Microsporum canis CBS 113480, 1071 nucleotides. Its product is annotated as C-5 sterol desaturase. Lineage: Eukaryota; Fungi; Ascomycota; Eurotiomycetes; Onygenales; Arthrodermataceae. The coding region runs from base 1 to 1071 and encodes 356 amino acids. Gene Ontology annotation, molecular function: iron ion binding; oxidoreductase activity. The transcript has 2 exons. The record is from RefSeq and is a predicted model, not a curated record. Gene Ontology annotation, biological process: lipid biosynthetic process.
AUGGAUAUUGUACUGGAAGUCUUUGAUACCUUCGUGUUUGACUAUUUAUACGCUCGCGCCCUGCCUCUCUCCGCGGUGUCCAGCGAUGUCGUCUCCAAUAUCUUCAACGGCGUCAACUCGACCGUCGCCUCCGCCAUCACCCAGGCCAAUGGCAUUGGCAACGGAUUCGUCUACUCUCCUUCGACCAAGUACUUCUCCCUGGAGCCCUUCCAGUACGCGUAUCAGUCGUCUCUGCCGCGAGAUAACGGCUUCCGUCAGGUCUUCAGCCUCUUUUUAAUUACAUGGGUGUUCGGAUUGGUCCUCUACUUCACUGUGGCCUCGCUCUCUUACGUCUUCGUCUUUGAUAAAACCGCGUUCAACCACCCAAAGUACCUGAAGAACCAGAUCUCCCUGGAAAUCGGACAGGCCAUGAGCUCCAUGCCCGUCAUGGCCCUUCUCACUGCUCCCAUCUUCCUAGUCGAGGUCAAGGGCUACUCCAAGAUAUACGACACCAUUGAAGAGGCUCCUUUCCCCAUGUACAACAUUCUCCAGUUUCCGCUCUUCCUUCUCUUUACCGACUUCUGUAUCUACUGGAUACACCGAGGCCUCCACCACCCGCUCGUCUACAAGAACAUACACAAACCGCAUCACAAAUGGAUCAUGCCCACCCCAUAUGCCAGCCACGCCUUCCACCCUCUCGACGGCUGGAGCCAGGGCCUCCCUUACCAUAUCUUCCCCUUCAUCUUCCCUCUGCAGAAGUUCGCCUACGUACUCCUCUUUGUCGCCAUCAAUGUCUGGACCGUCAUGAUCCACGACGGUGAAUACGUUGCCAACAGCCCCAUCAUAAACGGAGCAGCAUGCCACACCAUGCACCACCUAUACUUCAACUACAACUAUGGCCAAUUCACUACCCUCUGGGAUAGGCUGGGUAAAAGCUACCGCAAACCCAAUGAUGAGCUGUUCCGCCGUGAGACCAAGAUGGGACGGGAGGAGUGGAGCCGACAGGCCAGAGAGAUGGAGAAGAUGGUCAAGGAAGUCGAAGGCAGCGACGACCGCACGUAUGAAGGCAAUGAGACCAAGAAGAACCUCUAG